UCACUGUAUAUGGCCUUUUUUCUUAUUCGGAAUAAACCUAAAUAUGGCAAUUUGGACUUUAACGAAAAAUAACUCUGCUUUAACAUGGUUUUGGUCUUGUGACAACACUUUUCGAGAAUUAAGUCGUUUGUUAAGUACUCUAUAUGCAGAUAUAAGAACACCAAACAUUAUAGCCAAUAUAUAUACUUUUGACAUGGAGCACGGUCGUCCACUUAACCGUAAAAUUGGUCCGAGAUAUUUUUUUAUUGCUUAUGUACUAUUAACACUGUUAAUUCUUACUGCCGUUGUAAUUGAUAUAUUUACAUUUGGAUUAUCUAUAAGAGAUAUCACUGAAUCCAUGAACAGGUACUCGACAUCAAUAUUUCCUUUGUUGUAUUUAUUUUUAUGUGAUGAAAUAUGUAAACGUUUUCGAUCAUUACAAAUUCGAUGGCAAUCUGAAAUAGUACAGAUUAUUGAAGUAGAUCGCAGAGCUAUUACAUGUCAAGUCUUGGAGUCGGAGCGAUUAGCACAUGCAAAACUUUGCGACAUUGUUGAUGAUAUCCGUACUACUUUUGGACCGCGAAUUACUACAUACUUAUUGUUUGUAUUCAUCGAUCAUUUGGCUCGCUUUUAUUUUAUAGCUUAUGUUAAAACUGCGUUUGAAAAUUCUCAUCCAAAUGUCAAAUCUAUAAUAACAAAAGAUUUGGAUCCUUAUUUAUUUAUAGCGCAUACUUGGACUGGCACUUAUCUGAUCGCAUAUAUGUCUGACUUACUAACUGAAUCA
This is a messenger RNA of Daktulosphaira vitifoliae (grape phylloxera), 763 nucleotides long. RefSeq lists its product as uncharacterized. The annotation marks the transcript as partial. NCBI's taxonomy places the organism in Eukaryota, Metazoa, Arthropoda, Insecta, Hemiptera, Phylloxeridae. The transcript has 3 exons. The record is from RefSeq and is a predicted model, not a curated record.